UGCCCACUUCAAGCUUCGAACAUUGACAUUUGCGUUGUUGCUAUCGGCAAAAUGAAUCACAUCGAGAGGCUUCCCACUGAGUUGCUUGACGCGAUUGUUGCCUAUCUCGAAAGCAGUGAGCUUUUACCUCUCUUAUCGUGUAGCUUAGUGCUAAGGAGCUAUACGAUAUGCGUACUCAGCCGACGCGAGAACGGAAAGGACAUAUUGAUGCGUUGGGCUUGUUUAAACGGCCACCUUCCUAUCAUUCGCUCCCUCGUAUCGCACGGUGCCUCGGCAAGUACGAUAGAUAUCGAGUGGAAUCAUUGGGACAGACGAAGAGAGCGAUGGGUCGAGAGGCGAUCGAAGAUUCUGACUCUAUGCGUGGCCGCCGCGCGCAAGCAAGUGCAGGCCUUCCAACUACUUCUCCAACUAGGGGCAAGAAUAGAUUGCCCCGGGGUAGAGAGGAGGGAGCUUCCCAGGCUUCUGGACCGAAUAUGCGAUCCUGUUGUUGACUGGGCCCUCUUACGACUUUUCUACGAGCAUGGACUUCAUACCCAAGUGUGUAUCACUCACUACCCGCAGCUGCGGCGUGUUAUUCAUCGCCAGGCGUCGGCUGCAACAAGAGGUCCGGUGCAGAUGCUCUUAGAGAAAGGAAUAAGCCCGAACGAAUGUCAUGUUCGACAUGGAUUCAACCCCUCAACACCCCUGGCUACGGCUUUUCGCCUAAAGGAUCGCUCCACUGUUGACAUAUUGUUGCGCCAUGGCGCUCAUAUCGAUGGGCCUAGUCUCACGCACUCUGUCAGGAGGCCGUGGCCCAUUCCAAUCUUUGUUGCCGCCGAGGACAUAUCCACCUAUGGCUUCGAAUUGAUCCGAAUUUGUCUUGAAAAUGGCGCGGAUAUUAAUUAUUGCGCAUGGGAAAGGAUUCGGGACAGCUGGGGCUGUUAUAAGGGUCCUGAUCACUAUCUCACACCGUUUCUGAUAUAUCUGGACUCAAUCUCAACUUGGGAGACUAGGAAAUUGAAGGUGGAACCGGUUCAGGCAAUAAGCUUUCUGGUAGAUCAGGGAGCUUGGGUGGAACAGCCAUUAAACCCACCGUUUGAAGGCCAAGUUCACGGUGCCAGGCUGAACUUUACCCCAUGGGGUUUCGAGUUCCUUCUAAAGAAAUGGGGACCGACAGCACUGCGUGAUUACGACGGAUUUCGUACAACAAUAUACUUUCUUUUGCAGAAGGCAGUCGAGAACGAAACUCUAGGCGAAUCGCUGGCUCGUUAUGACUACCCCGUUGACAGGUGGGGGAGAAUAGAGAGGGACGGUGAGGUUCCUAGCAUAUGGCAAGAGCUUCUGACAUACCUUCUCGAUGUUCAACAAGUGGAUCCAACUACCCUGCUGUAUCAAUACAUCCUCUACAAAGGAAGGUUUAUGGAAUGGCAGGGUGAUAUUUCCCGGGCUACCAUCGACCGUCUGUUGGCGGCAGGGGGGAAUAUCCACGCUCGAUUACAGCCAGAUAGCCCUACUGUGCUCGAGGAAUUAUGCAGAACGUAUAAUUAUCAGGAACGUGGACGUCUUCUGCCCGGUCGGGCACUUGGCUACCGCUGGGAUGAGUGGCGCGAAGAGUUUGUUCAGUUCCUGGUUAGCAAAGGUAUUACCGAUGGACCUGUCAGUGCUGCACAUGAUCUGCUUUUAUUUGACUUGGAUGGAUUGUAUGAAGGAGCGGUCUCACGCCUUUGGCUCCUGGCCGGGAUUCUAGGGAAGAAAAGGACUGUGGUAGUGGGAGCAAAGUCUUGAGAUGUACCAAGGCAACAGACAUCUUGUCACACCAGGUCCGGGCUGUUGCACAGCAAUUGCACAAGUAUUAUCAUGGUCAUCAAAUCCAGACCUCGAUAUAUCAUGCAAGAUGUCAUAGGAUCUGCGAAAAUAUCCACUCCCUAGGGGCAAAUCCUAUUAUCGUCUGCAAAAAGAUUAGCGGAGUCAGGAUUUUAUCCUGUGUUGCUCUGCCUAUGCCGAGGUCCAUUCAUCCGCAAAGCUUAAUAUAGUUGGGAUUAUUUGGAUUUUUGAGAAAACGUUAUUAUAUAUUCUUAUAGAUGGUAGGCGGUAAUAGUUUUCAAACAGCUUAUUAU
Messenger RNA from Aspergillus steynii IBT 23096, 2096 nucleotides. RefSeq lists its product as uncharacterized. Lineage: Eukaryota; Fungi; Ascomycota; Eurotiomycetes; Eurotiales; Aspergillaceae. The transcript has a single exon. The record is from RefSeq and is a predicted model, not a curated record. Gene Ontology annotation, molecular function: protein binding. Bases 52 to 1764 code for a protein of 570 amino acids.